Debaryomyces hansenii CBS767 is the source of this 687-nucleotide messenger RNA. RefSeq names its product superoxide dismutase (gene SOD2). The transcript has a single exon. Bases 1 to 687 code for a protein of 228 amino acids. Gene Ontology annotation, molecular function: metal ion binding; superoxide dismutase activity. Gene Ontology annotation, cellular component: mitochondrion. The record is from RefSeq and is a predicted model, not a curated record. Gene Ontology annotation, biological process: superoxide metabolic process. Lineage: Eukaryota; Fungi; Ascomycota; Pichiomycetes; Serinales; Debaryomycetaceae.
AUGCUUUCAUCUACUUUAAGAAAUACAGUUUCUCGUGGAUUCUCAAAUACCGCUGCUAAGAGCACAAUUGGAGCAGUUAGAACUAAGAUUUCAUUGCCAGAUUUGGACUGGGACUUUGGUGCAUUAGAACCACACAUUUCUGGACAAAUCAACGAAUUACAUUACACCAAGCACCAUCAAACUUAUGUCAAUGGUUACAACACAGCAAUUGAGCAACAAGCCGAAGCUAAGUCUAAGGGCGAAGUCAAGAAGACCAUUGAAUUACAAAAGAACAUCAACUUCCAUGGUGGUGGAUACACCAACCAUUGUUUGUUCUGGAAGAACUUGGCACCAGAAAAGCAAGGUGGUGGUGAACCACCAUCGUCGGACUCUGAAUUGGCACAAAGAAUUGCUGCUCAAUACGGAUCGAUCGAGAACUUGCAAUCGAUCGCCAACGCUAAAUUGGCCGGUAUUCAAGGUUCUGGAUGGGCCUUCCUUGUCAAGAACAAGGAAAAUGGUGGAUCCUUAGAUGUUGUUACUACUUACAACCAAGACACUGUUACGGGACCAUUAGUUCCAUUGCUUGCAAUUGAUGCUUGGGAACACGCCUACUACUUACAGUACCAAAACGUUAAAGCUGAUUACUUCAAGGCUAUCUGGAAGGUUAUUAACUGGAAGGAAGCUGAGAAGAGAUACUUAGUUAACUAA